Molecule: messenger RNA, 1389 nt
Organism: Onthophagus taurus
Lineage: Eukaryota; Metazoa; Arthropoda; Insecta; Coleoptera; Scarabaeidae
Product: zinc finger protein 330 homolog Noa36
Cellular component (GO): nucleus
Molecular function (GO): zinc ion binding
Source: RefSeq, a predicted model, not a curated record
AUAACAUAACCUAUAAUUUAAUUUCACAACACAACAAAUCAAGAUGAACCACGCGGAAUAAAAAAGUACUCAAAAUAAAUCAGAUAUAAUUCAAGAAAACCUUUUAAAAGAUGCCCAAGAAGAAAACGGGUCAACGUAAAAAAGCAGAGAAGCAGAAACUGCGUCAAAAAGAGAUCCGUACGGCUAAAGAACAUGUUCAACUUGCUCAACAUCCUUGUAACGCCCCAAUGGAGUGCGAAAAGUGUCAUAAGAAGCAAAAAAAUCGCGCUUUUUGUUAUUUUUGUCAAAGCGUUCAACGUUUACCCCAAUGCGCUCAAUGUGGAAAAAUCAAGUGUAUGUUAAAAACCGGAGACUGCGUAAUUAAACACCCUGGAGUUUAUACCACCGGUUUAGCCAUGGUAGGGGCAAUUUGCGAUUUUUGCGAAGCAUGGGUGUGUCAUGGAAGAAAAUGUUUGCAAUCACAUGCUUGUACUUGUCCAUUACAAGAGGCUCUUUGUAUUGAAUGCGAACGAAACGUUUGGGAUCAUGGGGGAAGGAUUUUUAAAUGUUCAUUUUGUGAUUCUUACCUUUGUGAAGACGAUCAAUUCGAACAUCAAGCGUCUUGCCAAGUUUUGGAAUCAGAAAAUUAUAAAUGUCAAUCCUGCAAUAAACUAGGACAAUACUCUUGCUUAAGAUGCAAAAUAUGUUAUUGUGAAGAUCAUAUUAGGAGGAAAGGUUUUAAAUAUGAAAAAAAUAAGCCAAUUCCAUGUCCAAAAUGUUCUUAUGAAACAUCUCAAACUAAGGAUUUGAGUAUGUCUACUCGGUCUCAUAAAUUUGGAAGACAAGGUCAAGCUGCUUAUGGCGAUGAAGAUGAUGGAGAUCAAGGGGAUUAUAGUUAUAAUCAAUAUCAAGGGGGUUACUCUGGUUAUUCUGAUAAUGAAGAAGAUGAUGAUGAGUCCUAUGAUGAAAGUGAUGAAUGUAGUGAUGAUGAUGAUGAGGAGGAGGAGGAGGAUGAAGUGGAAAGUGAAGAUGAACCAAAAGAAGUAAAGACUAAACAAGAUAAAGAUAAAAAAUAGUUUUGUUUGUGUUUAGUUUUAUUUAUGGGAAAUAUGGAAUAAUAAAAUAAAAAAAUUAAAAUGGAGUUAUAGUAUAUAAUUCUUUUUAUUUGUAUUUAACUUUCUUUUAAAUUGCUUUUUUUAUACAAUAUCAUGUAAUAAUAUAAUAAUUAUUGACUCCUCUAAAAAGAUUAUUAAUAGUCUGCUUAUAUAGAUUAGGCUCUUCAUUUCUCACAACCUAAACUAGUAAUAAAUAUAUUUUUUAAUUUUAUUGGUGGUAAUAUCAGGCAGGUAUCCAAUUUCAUUUGUAGUAAUAUAACAAACGAGCUUUUUAAAUAUAUCUCUAAAAACUAUA